Molecule: messenger RNA, 1549 nt
Organism: Triplophysa dalaica
Lineage: Eukaryota; Metazoa; Chordata; Actinopteri; Cypriniformes; Nemacheilidae
Exons: 3
Coding region: 108-1136 (342 amino acids)
Molecular function (GO): serine hydrolase activity
Source: RefSeq, a predicted model, not a curated record
AAUGCAACUGCAAUAGACUGUCCGCGUACCCACGCUUGCUGUUUGUCUCUUGACCACUACAUGCACGAAGAAUUUUCCGUACUCGUUCAAGUGGGUGUGAAGACAGCAUGCGUGUGUGUGGAACCUUAUCAUUAAGCGAUGGCGCGCAUUUAACAACUGCAGAAAUGUUUCUUCAGAUCGUGGCAGCGGUUCUAGUUGUCAUUGUUCUGUUUAGGACGACUUACAAAUACAGGACACAGCAAAACUCUGAAAAAGAUGAGCUGAGUGCGUUUCAGCUCACCUGCUCUCCUGAUGUCAUGCUUUCCAGAGCGGGAAUCAUGGUAGGGGUGACUGCCCACAAGAUCAGUAAGCAUGUCACUCUCCUCGUGAAUGACAUAGCGGCAACUCCAGCAUCCGCCAUUCCACCAGGCCAGCCCAAACCUUUGUGUCUGAUGUUGCCUUGGCUGGGCUCCAGACCACAGGCCAUUGCCAAGUAUUGUGAUAUUUACAUCCGCACCGGCUUUGAUAUACUUGUUGUGGAAAGUGAGGUGAGCCAGUUCUUAUGGCCUCGUUGGGGCCUGGAAAAUGGUGCCCGUGUGCUUGAAUUGUUAGAGAGCGAGCCCUUUUCUCAGCGCCCUCUGUUGGUCCAUGCCUUUUCCAUAGGGGGGUACACAUUCAGUCAGGUUCUUGUUCAAGUGGCUAAAGACAACCAGCGUUGCCAAAAGCUGACAAAUAGGAUCAGAGGUCACAUCUACGACAGCCUGGUCAUGGGUUCAUUGGAUCACAUGGCUGUCGGCGUUGGUAAGACCAUGUUCCCCCGGCUGGAAAGUAUCGUGAGGAGAGCUAGCCAUCUGUAUUUCCGUGCCUUUAAGAGCCAGACAGUCGAUUAUUUCAAUUUGGGAAUCAGUGUGUUCUGGAACACUCCUGUGACGACGCCUGCCCUGUUUUUCUUUUCUGAGAACGAUGCGCUGUGUGAUUAUAGGAGCGUGGAGGAAAUGGUAGAGUUUUGGAGGAAGCGGGGCAUAACUGUGGAGAGCAAGAAAUGGGAGAAGUCUAUUCAUGCGGGUCAUCUACGUACCCACCCACAGGAAUAUCUGUCAACACUGGAGAACUUUGUGCAAUCUCUCAAUAUGGUGCCUCUGAAGGCCAAAAUGUGAUUCUGCUGUCACUGUCAUUUAUUUGAUCAAAUAUCAGAUUAGCCUGAAGUGCCUGGGUUUUAUCAGUCACAAGACAUUUUUGUCUUCUUGGUUCAAGUGAUAUUUGGUCAGAUUCAGUGUUUCUUAAUCCUUAAAUUAGUGUUUUCAAAGAUAUAACACAACAAAAUGGCUUUUGGUUCAUUUUGUACAAGAUCCCAAAUCCAUCCAGAUUUCAACAGUACUGUUCAUUCAGGAAGAACUGUAUAACAUUAUUUUGUAAAUAUUUAGUAUAUAUUAUUGUUAAUAGAAGUGUUAUCUAAAAUGAAGUAACUGUGAAGAUUAUUUUUAUUAACUUGUUUGCAAAUAUGAAAAAAAACUUGCAAAUAACAAAAUCUAAUGAUAUUUAUAAAAAUAAAUGUUCCAUUUAAUCUGUG